Molecule: messenger RNA, 394 nt
Organism: Solanum tuberosum (potato)
Lineage: Eukaryota; Viridiplantae; Streptophyta; Magnoliopsida; Solanales; Solanaceae
Exons: 1
Biological process (GO): exocytosis
Cellular component (GO): exocyst
Source: RefSeq, a predicted model, not a curated record
UUCAUCAAAUAUGUGAAUAAUUUACAUAAGGCGAUGCAUUUUCAUGCUAGUGAGAAUUCCAGAUCCGAUAAGCUUGUUCGUGCUCAAUCAUUGAUGCAAAUCGCGAUGAAACGACUGCAGAAGGAGUUUUAUCAGAUUCUAUCAAUUAACAGAGCACUUUUGGAUCCUGAAUCUAUAUCCACUGUGUCUUCACGUACUUCGAUAAGUACUCGAUCGAGUACCUCUGAGUUCAACAUUGAGGAUGAUGAUAUUGAUAAUCGUGUUGCAAUUGCUGGUGAAUCUAUUUCUGAAGUUGAGGAUAUUUCUAAUGUUGUAAUGGCGGAUUUGAGAUUGAUUGCAGAGUGUAUGAUUUCUUCUGGAUAUACGAAAGAGUGCUUGCAGAUUUACAAAGUUA